Molecule: messenger RNA, 2622 nt
Organism: Oncorhynchus mykiss (rainbow trout)
Lineage: Eukaryota; Metazoa; Chordata; Actinopteri; Salmoniformes; Salmonidae
Source: RefSeq, a predicted model, not a curated record
CUGAACGCUGAUCGGAUGCGUGCGCAAAGACACAGUUAUUAAAGAUGGCGGCGCAUUGACAACAAUCCAGGUAUUCUUACAAAUAUUACUACUUCGUGAACAAGCUGGGGACAAAAUCGUUUAUUAGACGUUUUGAAUUAUUUUGAAUCGUCAUAGCUAUCAGUAGUUGUGACCAGGUUUCACAAAAACAAGUGUUUAAAAUGUCGGUAACGCGUGUUUUGCAUCAACGGAUAAGCUCUGUCAUGGGCAUACUAGCCUCAGCUGCUGUGACCGAGAUUUGCAAGUUAGUGGACGAUUGCUGUGGAGCGUUACGUGUAGAAGUCUCUCAAAGCAAGGAGCAAAUCCUAUUGCUAGAGAAGCAACUCAGCCUGGCGGAGUCGAGGUACAAGUCGGUGAGUGGCAAAGGGCUGACGCCUGUCACCGGCGACUCACCAAUAAUCAACAGUUCGUCGGGCGAUUCACCCGCGGCGAAUGCCGAUGAUGCGGACGAAGACGAAGUUAACACUCUUGAGGUGGACGGUGUCAAUGGCAAUCAGCACGCUCUGUGGAAAGAGGUAUCCACAGCACCAACUGAUGAGGCUGGGCCCCUCACACUGACCCCUGGCCCCAUAGUCAGUUCCAAUGAGAACACUGGGCCCCCCGCAAUGACCCCUGACCCCAUAGUCAGUUCCAGUGACAUACCCAGAAAGCAACAUAUUACCAGUUUCCGAGUUGGUGAAACUCCCAAGAUACAACCGUGCACCACGUGCUGCUCCCUCUACCACUGCCCCUUCUGCCGACCGUCUGCGUUCAAACCCAACGAGUUACACCGGAUCAUCCCACACAUCCAGAGCCACCUGAAAAGUGCAGUUCAGAAUGACGAGUACAUCGUCUACAACUGCAAACUGACGUGCAGAGACUACCCUCACUACCACUGCAGCUAUUGUGACCAUGUACUCUGCAGAAAAGCGUUGUUUAUAGAACAUUUCAGAGCUUGCAGAAAGCGGAACGGGACUCAAAGACCUGCCCGUGUCCCAGCUCAAUCUGUUGCUCCGCCCCUCCAGCAACAUCCCUCUCCAGCCCAGAGACCUCUCGCCCAUGCAACAUCCACACCUGCCCGUGUCCAAGCUCAAUCUCCAUCUGUUGCUCCGCCCCUCCAGCAACAUCCCUCUCCAGCCCAGAGACCUCUCGCCCAUGCAACAUCCACACCUGUCCUGCCUCUCACAUCUAUACCUGCUGUCCCUUCCAGCUCCAGACCUGCCACCCCUCCGAGCUUACCAGUCGCUCUUCAAACUCUAAACACAGACACACCUCCAAUGGAAAAACCAGAUGCUUCUGCCAGUCACAAUCCGGUCACACGCCAGGAUUCGGAACCCUCCUCGCCCGAAGUGUACAGCUGCCCUCCGACGCCGCAGAUUGAGACUGAGAGACCGCCAAGACCUUCCCAAAGGGACGCAGUUCCUGUACAGACUCAGUGUGACCACUGCGGCAUCAUCCUAAACAAGAAGAACUUCAAGGUUCACAUGAAGAGGAAACACCACAAAGAGUACGUCGCUGCAGAGAACGAGGAGGCCCUGAGGAGAUACCUGGCCGAAUCCAAGAUGGCCGUGCCACCCUGGUGCCGUGCCACCAAGGUCCAGUGCGAUCUCUGCGGAAUCAGGCUGAACAAGAAGAAUUUCAAGAACCACAUGAAGAGGAAACACAAGGUGAACGUGACGGCGUCGGCCUUCCAGGAAGCUUUCGACCGGUGCCUGGGCGAACAAGGCCUGUUGGUGGUCGAGAGCUCGUUGCCCGGCUACACUUAUACUAGGACGCAGGAAAGAGGAAGGCGGAGGGAAGAGCGGGACGAUGACCUCUUUCCGGACAUCGACAUGGAAGAAGAACAAAGCGACAGGUUCCCGGACGCCGGCGCACUACUGGCCCAGGAAACGGACCUGGCGACCCAGCAGUUGCAAGGAGAGAGAGUGCUGACUGGAAUGAAUCCUCAGAGGUACCAUGGUCUGGGGAAACCUCAUCUCCUGGAGCUUCCUCUUGAGUCGCUGGUGUGGAUCUUCCGGGACGUACUGCGUGUGGAUGGAAAGAGAGGCUACUGGAACCUGUCUCUGGUCUGCAGAACCUUCAAUGCCAUCCUGACAAAUGAAAUCAUCAGGAAGUACUCCACGGGGAAGAGAUCUGAUCCUGAACCCCAGUAGUUACUGAAAGGAGGAGAAGCCAGUACAUUGUGCUUACAGGUUACUGUGAAUGACAUAAUGUGCUAAUAUGCUCACUGCAUACACACCUAUUACCAAUGUUAUUACUACCAAUGUUUAUUUUUUUUAUUUACAACGUUCUCAUUUAUUGUAAAAACAAAAAGCAAAAUGUUAUAUGUUAUCUAGUUGUUUUGCUAUCGCUGAGGACUAUCUGAAAUCCCAUUGGCUAUUUAUUCAUUCUAUAUUCAGAUUUUGUAUAUCUUUUUACUGUUACAUUGUUCAGAGUUAGAGUGCGUUCUCAGUGUGGUGCUUCAGUUAGUUUUCAGACUACUAACCCUUAGCCUACUCAAUUAAAUGACUUUUAAUUGAAGGAAUGUAUUUAUUCCUUUAUAAUUCAGUUGUAUUCUGAUUUUGUAUUUUUGUACUUGAACUAAAUAGUAAAAUCAUUUUUGGA